This is a messenger RNA of Macrosiphum euphorbiae (potato aphid), 624 nucleotides long. The record is from the annotation of a GenBank genome assembly. NCBI's taxonomy places the organism in Eukaryota, Metazoa, Arthropoda, Insecta, Hemiptera, Aphididae.
AUGGAAGAAUUGAAGAGUCAAAGAAUUUGCAUUAAAUUUUGCGUAAAAAAUGAAAUAAAAUGUAACAAAGUAUGUGAAAUGUUACAAAAAGCCUAUGGUGAGUCUGCUAUGAAAAAAACAAGUGUUUACGAGUGGUAUAAGCGUUUCCAAGAUGGCCGCGAAGACGUUGAAGAUGACGAACGCUCCGGUCGACCCAGCACGUCAAUAAUCGAUGAAAAUGUGAAAAAAGUGGAAAAAAUGGUUAUGAAUGAUCGCCGAAUCACAAUUAGAGAAGUUGCUGAUGAAGUUGGCAUAUCGAUUGGUUCAUGUCAUAACAUUUUUUCAAAUGUUUUGGGCAUGAAACGAGUGGCAGCAAAAUUCAUUCCAAAACUGCUGAAUUUUGACCAAAAAAACAAUCGCAUGAACAUCGCUCAGGAGCUGCUAAAUGACGUCAACGACGAUCCAAGUUUACUUGAAAGGGUCAUAACUGGUGAUGAAACCUGGGUGUACGGUUAUGAUGUCGAAACCAAAGCACAAUCAUCCACCUGGAAGCAUUCAACGUCACCAAGAGCGAAAAAAGCACGUCAAGUUCGAUCAAAUGUCAAGGUUAUGCUUACGGUUAGGUUAGGUUUUCUUCGAUUUUAA